AUGAAAUAUCCUCACAUAAGUUAUUAUGUUCAUAUCUUUACUAACAAACGAUUUUUUGAAUUUUUAAUUUCAAUUUAUUCCUUUUUUUUUAGGUUCGAACUUUAUGUUCCAAGAAAAUGUUCUGCCACUAACAGAAUUAUCAAGGCUGAUGAUCAUGCCUCUGUUCAAAUCAACAUUGCCAAGGUUGACGAAGAAGGCCGUGCCAUCCCAGGUGAAUACAUCACAUACGCUUUAGCCGGUACUGUCAGAGCCAGAGGUGAAGCUGAUGACUCUUUGAACAGAUUGGCUCAAAACGACGGUUUGUUGAAGAACGUCUGGUCUUACUCCCGUUAA
This is a messenger RNA of Naumovozyma dairenensis CBS 421, 333 nucleotides long. RefSeq names its product 40S ribosomal eS21 domain-containing protein (gene RPS21A). Gene Ontology annotation, biological process: endonucleolytic cleavage in ITS1 to separate SSU-rRNA from 5.8S rRNA and LSU-rRNA from tricistronic rRNA transcript (SSU-rRNA, 5.8S rRNA, LSU-rRNA); endonucleolytic cleavage to generate mature 3'-end of SSU-rRNA from (SSU-rRNA, 5.8S rRNA, LSU-rRNA); translation. The record is from RefSeq and is a predicted model, not a curated record. The transcript has a single exon. Bases 1 to 333 code for a protein of 110 amino acids. Lineage: Eukaryota; Fungi; Ascomycota; Saccharomycetes; Saccharomycetales; Saccharomycetaceae. Gene Ontology annotation, molecular function: structural constituent of ribosome. Gene Ontology annotation, cellular component: ribosome; cytosolic small ribosomal subunit.